AUGGGCUCACACGGUCCAGCACAAGACGCCGGGGCGUCCAUGUGCUCUGUGGAUGAGUUUGUAAACACCUCGUUUGACUAUGUCAUUUGUGGCGGCGGCACAGCGGGCUGUACGAUUGCUGCACGACUCAGUGAGAACCCGGAUGUGACGGUGGGAGUGGUUGAAGCGGGCAAGUAUCGCAUUGGAGAUCCUCUCGUGGAUACACCGGCGGCAUUUUUCCAGAUGUUUGAGGACCCUGAAUAUGACUGGUGCUUGUACAGUGCACCACAGAAACAUAAUCGAGGACGCGUUCACCAUAUCCCCCGAGGGAAAAUGGUGGGCGGCUCGAGUGGUAUCAACUAUAUGAUGUAUGUUCGAGGAUCUACCCAAGAUUACGAUGAUUGGGCGGAGCUGGUCGAGGAUGACGGCUGGCGGGCCGAUAUUAUGCAGCAAUAUAUGCGCAGACACCAGACUCUCGAGCCCUACGAUGAAGCCAUGACCGAUCGUUCCACAAUGCCGCUCGUCGGUGAAUUCCACGGCACAACUGGACCGGUCCGAACAAGCUUCAACGACACCGUUCUCCCCAUUGAAAGAGACAUCAUCAAGGCGUGUGAUGAGACUUCUGGAAUCUCCAAAAAGCCCACUGAUCCCUGGAGUGGCGAUCACAUUGGGUUCUACCAUACCCUCGGUGCGAUCGUCCGCACCGGCCCAAACAAGGGCAAGCGAAGCUACGCCGGUCGUGGAUACUACGAGCCCAACAAGACAAGGCCCAAUCUCAAGAUCCUGUGCUCCGCCUUGAUCAACAAGGUCGUCCUGGACGGCCACAAAGCCACGGGAGUGAGCCUCUCCCACGGUGGCAAAGACUACCAAGUGGGCGUCAAACGCGAGGUGAUUGUCUGCGGUGGCGCGCUCAAAUCCCCCCAGAUCCUUGAGCUUUCUGGUAUCGGCGACCCGGAAGUCUUAGAGGCCGCGGGCGUUGACUGUAAAGUGGUGAACCGGGCCAUUGGUGCCAAUUUCCAAGAUCAUGCGAUGACCUUUGCCGUCUUUACCACUCAGCCCGGCACCAUGACUCUCGAUACCCUCCAUCAGGUCCCCGAGGCAAUGCAGCAGGCGCAGCAGCAGUAUGCCGAAAUGGCCAGUGGCCCGCUGAGCUGUACAUCCACCGUGCAGGGCUUUUUCCCAGCCAAGACCGUCAUGUCUCAGAGUGAACUCGAGGCUGCGAUCCAGAGCAUUCGAGAGGUCAAACCCACCAGCGAUUUCCACCAGCGACAGUUGCAGCAGGUCAUCAAGCAUCUCGAGAGUGACAAGUCUGCCAACAUCCAGAUGGUUCUGGUUCCGGCAACGGGCAACGUGGACGGCAUCGAGCAUCAAAAAGUCAUUUUCCCACCCGCGUCGCCUGAGAAUCCUGCAGGUGUGACAUUUGCCAUGUGUUUGCAGUAUCCCGUCGCUCGAGGAUACGUUCACAUCAAUAGUUCUGAUCCGACUGCACCACCCGUCAUCCAACCAAACUACGCCGGCCACGAAGCCGACGUCGCAGUGCUGGGCGCCGGUCUCCGUUGGGCCGACAAGGUCCGCCACUCAUCACACCUCAAAUCCACCAUCACCGGCCGAGUGGUCCCCGCCCCGAGCGUGGAUCUAAACGAUAUGGCCGCGGCCAAGGAAGCUGUGCACGACGUCGUACUGGGUGAGUAUCACGUCUGCGGCUCCGUCGCAAUGGGCGACGCUCUGGACUCUCGUCUGCGUGUCAAGGGCGUCGAGGGGCUUCGAGUGGCGGACGCCUCGAUCUUCCCGAACAAUGUGAGUGGGAACAUUGUCAGUAGCGUAUACGCAGUGGCUGAGAAAGCGGCGGAUAUGAUCCGUGCGGAUUGGGAUUCUGCACCUUUGAAGGAGACCGUGGUGUGA
This is a messenger RNA of Penicillium oxalicum, 1881 nucleotides long. RefSeq names its product GMC family oxidoreductase. The record is from RefSeq and is a predicted model, not a curated record. Lineage: Eukaryota; Fungi; Ascomycota; Eurotiomycetes; Eurotiales; Aspergillaceae. The transcript is spliced from 4 exons. Gene Ontology annotation, molecular function: oxidoreductase activity, acting on CH-OH group of donors; flavin adenine dinucleotide binding. Bases 1 to 1881 code for a protein of 626 amino acids.